AUGGCCACGUUCGAGACCACCAUCCCCGAGAAGCAGGCGAGCGUCCCUCGCUUUCUGUAUCGCGAAAUCAGGUACAAGCCCUUUGUCGUCCAAAACAUCAGCCUCUCGGGCAAGACGGCCAUCGUCACAGGGUCCAACACGAGCGUCGGCCUUGAAACCGCUCGCCAGCUAGUCCACCUGGGUCUAAGUAGGCUCAUCCUCGCCGUGCGUGACGAAGCUAAAGGUAAGGCGGCCGCUGCCAAGCUCUCCUCGGCCCCUGACGACCCGUCCAAUCCCCGCGUCAUCGAGGUGUGGCAUCUCGACCUGCGCGACUACGCCUCGGUCGUGAGCUUUGCCGAGCGGGCAAAGACUUUGAACCGCCUGGACAUUGCCGUGCUCAACGCCGGCAUUUGCCCCGCCAAGCGCAUCUUCAACGACAAGACGGGCCACGACUGGAUGAGACGAUCCAGAAUCACCUUCACCUCGUCCGAGGUCGCGGCCUGGGCAAAAUUCAAUCUGGGCGCCGAGGCGCCCAUCCUCGCGGCCUUGGACAAGAAGGCGGACGGCGUGGACACGGUCGACAGGAUGUUUGUGUCGAAGCUGCUCGGCCAACUGUUCAUGCACCGUCUUUCGAAGCUCGUACCCCCGGGACGCGUGGCUAUUAUCAACGGCGCCUCGCCGGGAUCCGUCCACGACUCCGAGUUCAACCGCGACCUGGACAAGACGACUGCCGGGGCCGUCAUCAAGACGGUCAUGAGGCGGAUCGCCAACACGGCGGCCGUAGGUGCCGGCAUGAUGACGGAUGCCGCGGUCAACCAUGGGGAGGAGGUCCAUGGGCAGUUCUUGUCGUUCCAGAAGGUCGUGCCCAUGGCCCCGAUGAUUUACACCAAGGACGAGGAGAAGGUUUCGGACCAGCUGUGGAAGGAAACGCUGGAGGAGCUCUCGUUUGCACACGUGGAAGACAUCCUGCGGGAGGUCAGUACUUGAAAGAAGCAGUGGGUCUCUGGUCUCAUAAUAGGUAGGUACCUAGGUAGGUAGGUAACUACGUAAAUAUGACUAUGGUUUUUCGGGGUAUUAUUCCGACCUUGUCAGGUACAACACAAAAAGGAACCAUGGCAGCACCAG
This is a messenger RNA of Chaetomium fimeti, 1104 nucleotides long. RefSeq lists its product as uncharacterized. The record is from RefSeq and is a predicted model, not a curated record. The transcript is spliced from 3 exons. Bases 1 to 966 code for a protein of 321 amino acids. Lineage: Eukaryota; Fungi; Ascomycota; Sordariomycetes; Sordariales; Chaetomiaceae.